UGGGGAAGGUCCCUUGGGGGGCUUUCAGCCUGCUUGUGGCCGGUUGCUUUGGGGAGCAUCACCCCAAGGAAAGCCGGAUCCACUUUGGAGGUUCGGGGGGCAGAUGGGGAGCCUGAGGGAAGGACCCGAGUUUUCCCCCUCCUCCAAGCCAGGCACAGCCGGGUGUUCUCUGCCGGUUGCAAGCCGUCCAACAGGGCAGCCUCCGUCCUGGCUCCCAGAAGGGAAGCCUGAAACCAGGGAAAGCAGCCUGGGGAGAAUUUGGUGCAAGUGUAACUACGACUCCCAUGACCCCCGGGGAGAAAUAAGGGAUGCUGGGAAUGGUAGUCCUGAAAGGGCUCCGGUGGAAGAGGGGGGCUGGGUGGGAAAGGCCCCUCCGGGUGCCAGGAGAGGUGAGGGGGACCUCUGCAUUUUAGCCAGAACCAAAAGGCCCAUUUUUUUCUUGCCUUUUCAGAUAUUUAUCAACAAUGAGUGGCAGAAUUCAGAGAGUGGGAAAAUAUUCCCCGUAUUUAAUCCUGCAACCGGAGAACAGAUCUGUGACGUGCAAGAAGCUGACAAGGCUGACACAGACAAGGCGGUGCAGGCUGCUCGGCUGGCCUUCUCCCUGGGCUCGGUGUGGCGGAGGAUGGACGCCUCUGAACGAGGACGCUUGCUGGAGAAGUUGGCUGAUCUGGUGGAGAGAGACCGCGCCCUCCUGGCUACCAUGGAGUCGCUGAACAGUGGGAAGCCCUUCCUCCAGGCCUUCUACGUCGACCUUCACGGGGUCAUCAAGACCCUGCGGUAUUUCGCCGGUUGGGCAGACAAGAUUCACGGAUUGACCAUCCCGGUGGACGGAGAUUACUUCACCUUUACGAGGCAUGAGCCCAUCGGGGUGUGUGGACAGAUCAUCCCGUGGAACUUCCCCCUCCUGAUGUUUGCGUGGAAGAUCGCGCCAGCCCUUUGCUGUGGCAACACAGUGGUUCUCAAGCCGGCCGAGCAAACCCCGCUCACCGCCCUCCACCUGGGCACCCUCAUUAAGGAGGCGGGCUUUCCUCCAGGCGUGGUCAACAUUUUGCCGGGAUUUGGACCCACUGUGGGGGUGGCAAUUGCUUCACACCCAGGGAUUGAUAAAAUUGCCUUCACGGGCUCCACAGAGGUGGGGAAGCUGGUUCAAGAAGCCGCCGGCAGAAGCAACCUGAAGCGGGUGACGCUGGAGCUCGGGGGGAAGAGCCCCAACAUUAUUUUCGCAGAUGCCGAUUUGGAGCAGGCGGUGGAGCAGGCCCACCAGGGGGUCUUUUUCAACCAAGGCCAAUGCUGCACGGCCGGCUCCCGCGUCUACGUGGAGGAGCCCAUCUACGAGGAGUUCGUCCGGAGGAGCGUGGAGCGGGCCAAGAGGAGAGUUGUGGGGAGCCCCUUUGACCCCACCACCGAGCAGGGGCCACAGAUCGACAGGAAGCAGUACAAGAAGAUCCUGGAGCUGAUCCAGAGUGGCGUGGCUGAAGGGGCCAGGCUGGAGUGCGGGGGGCAAGGACUGGGGCGCAAGGGGUUCUUCAUUGAACCCACCGUUUUCUCCAACGUGACUGAUGACAUGCGCAUCGCCAGGGAAGAGAUCUUUGGCCCCGUGCAGGGAGUCCUGCGGUUCAAAACCAUGGAGGAAGUGAUCGAGAGAGCCAACAAUUCCGACUUUGGCCUGGUGGCUGCCGUCUUCACCAGCGACAUCAACAAGGCGCUGGCCGUCUCCUCUGCCAUGCAGGCGGGAACCGUCUGGGUCAACUGCUACAAUGCCCUGAACGCCCAGAGUCCUUUCGGGGGCUUCAAGAUGUCCGGCAAUGGAAGAGAAAUGGGAGAGAGUGGCCUGCGAGAAUACUGCGAAGUGAAGACGGUGACCAUCAAGAUUCCCCAGAAGAACUCCUAAGAGGAGGGGGCUGCCCAGCACCAGACGCGCCCCUGCCACUAUCCAGAGGGACUGAGCACUCAGGAAGUUUUAAAAAGUGACACUGAUGUUUGUUUUUAAAAUAACAUCGCAACCAAGUUCAUUAUUCAACUUGAGGGGUUCUUCUCCACUGCUGACACCGCACUCCUUUGAUCUUUUGAAAGGCGCUCGAGCUGGAUGGCCGAUUCCCCUGCUGAGGGGGCUUUUCCUGGGGAGGAGCAGGCAGGAGGCAGCCCCUGGCCGGGAAAGCCGCUCUGCUUUCUGGUCAAGGCAGGCAGCAGCCUGGGGCAUCUUGUGGGCACCCGUCCCGCUGCCUGUGCCACGGCCUUGGGAGGCUCUGCUCGCUCUCCUCGGGGAAGGAAGGAGGGGCCUGGCCAGGUGGGCUUCCUGGGGGAGGUUGGAGAGGCGGCAGCCACUCCUCCCACUCCCUCUCCUUCCCCCAGGGGUCACCCAGAGGCAGCCCCCCUCAGCAGCCCUCACUGCUGCUUCGGGGAAAUGGGCUUCCUGGAACCUCCAUGUGCUCCCCUUGCCCGUUGGGGGAGGGGAGGUGCUUUCCUCCCCUGCUCAGGGGCCUCCGUGUUUCUCGGGGAGCUGACUCCCAAAGGCCCGGCCCCCCAGGCAGCCCUCUUUGAAAUGGCUCCCCUGGGUGGCCAAACAGCUGCCCCACCAGCACUGGCUGAGGGUUUGGGGAGGACCCUCCCCCAAAAACCUCUGCCGACUGACAGCCUCAGGAGGCUGGAACUAAAAGGGGCAGCCAGAGACCCAUCCUCCUUGGCUGCUUUCUGCUUGAAAUGAUCUUGGGCAGAAACUUUUCUUCCAAAAGAAGGAGCCCUCAACUCACUCAGUGGCCCCCUGAAGCCUCCCCCCUUUCUGGCUAGGGAGCCCCUGGGAACCCCAUGGCCAGCCACAGCGCAGCGCUUGGCCAGAUCUGGCCAGGCCUCCCCAGGAACUGGGCCAAAGCCCAGGAUUCCCUCUGAGGCUUUGGGAGCCCAAAGGCCGAAGGGGCUGCGCUGAGCUGUGGCUCUUGGGAGGACAGCUGUGCAUUUUCAGCUGCAUUCAGGGGAGGGGUCUCCCCAAGGAGUCUGUGUCAGAAACACCUGGCCUCUUCGGAGUCAGCCAGCGCCCAAGACUGGCUCCAGGCAGCCCAGGGGCCUCCGUCAGCCGUGGGACUCACUUACCUUCCCUGCCGGUGCGCAAAUGUGGGCACACUCGCUGCGUCUGCGCGUGUGCACUGCCUUCUGCGCAUGGGCAGUGCGCGCGCAUUAUGUUGGGGUGGGUGGGCGGAGCCUCCUGCAGCCGCCGCUACCGGCUCCCCCGAACUGGAGAGAACCAGCUGAAUUCCCCCUCUGGUCUCCAUGGCACAAGACAGGGUGCCCCCCACCCACCCAGGCCACAUGGCCCAGAGCAGCAGGCGUUUUCUAGGCAAGCCUCAUUGCACACAGAUGGGUGUCCAUGCAGGUGCCCUCCAUUUCCACCUGCCUGGCCCAGGAGAAGCUCCCUCCGAGUGCCAGGGCUGCCUCAGGCCUUUCGGGGGGUGGGGGGUGGGCAGCGCUCCCUCUGGACACUCCCCGCCUUCCAGUGUUUUCUGCCAGUGAUGCUUCUGCAUCCUCCGUCCUUCUUCUCUGUCAGUGGUGAAGCACAAGCAAGAUACAAGUAUUGUUCCUGAGCUGGAUAAGACGAACGUCACGUCCUACAGUGUUAUAGCAGAAGGUUGUGGGGUUUCUUUGUUUUAAUGUUCUAAGAAGUGAGUUUUCUUCUUCUAUCCAAUAUUCGUGGUGAAAGGAGUGUUUCUCUUUCUCUUGUGUACCUUCAGAAAGACCUGUGCUAGCAAUAAGCAUUUAUGCUCUAUACUCUGCAUUAUACGUGUGGUGUCAGUGUGUGUAAUUCCAAAUAAACAAUUAUUAUGAAGUC
Thamnophis elegans (Western terrestrial garter snake) is the source of this 3820-nucleotide messenger RNA. It is a transcript of the gene ALDH1A2, whose product is annotated as aldehyde dehydrogenase 1 family member A2. The transcript is spliced from 12 exons. Gene Ontology annotation, molecular function: aldehyde dehydrogenase (NAD+) activity. NCBI's taxonomy places the organism in Eukaryota, Metazoa, Chordata, Lepidosauria, Squamata, Natricidae. The coding region runs from base 104 to 1891 and encodes 595 amino acids. The record is from RefSeq and is a predicted model, not a curated record.